CUCUGGGGGUUGUCCAUAGACUGUAUAUAAAAUGGGGUUGUCUGAUCACUCGGGAAAUGCAAACAUACCAGAAAUUCUAGCGGUUCUUUGGGAAUACUUCUUUAAGAAAGCACAACUGCCUUGUAAAAGAGUUUGUUUCUUUAAUCUAAGAAUGCUUGACGAUCUCCUCUCCCUUUCACUUUUUUGGAUCAUCGUGGGUUUGUUGGUCUUCUCCUUUUUUCACGGGAGAUUCAGAGUCCUUGAAAAUGUGGAGCCUCCAGGACCCAGACCGCUUCUUUUUCUUGGUAACCUCCUUCAGCUGGACCUAAAGAGAUUGGACAAAAGUCUUUGUGAUCUGUCGAAAAAGUAUGGACCAGUCUUUCAAAUCUACUUUGGUCCAAAGAAGGUGGUGGUCCUAGCAGGUUAUAGGACCGUCAAACAGGCUCUGGUUAACCAUGCUGUGGAGUUCGGAAACAGAGAAGUCACUCCAAUUUUCUACGAUUUCAAUAAAGGACACGGUAUACUGUUUGCCAAUGGAGACUCAUGGAGAGAAAUGAGGCGCUUUUCUCUGACAACAUUAAAAGAUUUUGGAAUGGGCAAAAGACUCAGCGAAGAAAAAAUCAUUGAGGAAUGUUACUAUCUGAUUGAAGAAUUUGAACGUUUUAAAGGAAAACCUUUUAUCAACAGUCAAGCUAUUCAUUAUGCUGUUUCAAAUGUUAUGUCGGCUGUAACUUUUGGAAAGAGGUUUGAAUACACAGACCCUGUAUUUCAAGCCAUGGUGGACAGAGAUAAUGAAAGUAUUCAUCUGGCAGGAACGGCUUCAGUCAUGAUUUACAACUUACUCCCCUGGUUGGGGCCUUACCUUAAAAAUUGGAGAGAUUUGAUGAAAAAUAUAGAAGAUGGAAAGUCAGACAUCGGGAAGAUCAUUGCAGAUCUAAAGAACACCCUGGACCCCAACUUGUGCAGAUGCUUUGUGGACGCUUUUCUGAUCCGGAAGCAAAAUCUGGAGGAGUCCAAAAUCAACAGUUCCCUUUACAAUGACAAUAACCUCCUCUACAGUGUGAUGAAUUUGUUUGGAGCUGGAAACGACACAACUGGCAACACCUUAAAGUGGUGUUUGCUUUACAUGGCUAAACACCCGUGUGUUCAAGAGCAGGUCCAGGACGAGCUGAAGCGGGUGGUAGGAAGUCGUCAGGUGCGUGUAGAGGACAGAAAGAACCUGCCGUUCACUGACGCCGUCAUCCAUGAAUCCCAGAGACUCGCAAACAUCGGGCCGAUGGCUCUUCCUCACGCAACGAGCCAAGACGUCACUUUUCAGGGCUACUUCAUCAAAAAGGGAACCACUGUGAUUCCUCUUCUCACUUCCGUCCUGUAUGAUGAGAGUGAAUGGGAGAGCCCCUAUUCUUUUAACCCCUCUCAUUUUCUGGAUAAAGAGGGCAAAUUCAUCAAGAGAGACGCCUUCUUGGCUUUUUCUGCAGGGCGAAGAGCGUGUCUGGGGGAAAGUUUGGCCCGAAUGGAGCUCUUUCUGUUCUUCACCUCCCUGCUCCAGCACUUUACUUUUACCCCUCCGCCUGGAGUUUCAGAGGAUGAGCUGGAUUUGACUCCAGUCGUGGGCGUCACGCUGUGUCCUCAGCCUCAGAAGCUGUGUGCAGUCAGACGCCAGUGAGGAACAGAGGUGGACAUUUGGUUUUUGGAACUCUAUAAAACAUCCAGUUGUUGUCCUUCUCUGAGAUCAGGGAGAUGAUCGGACAUUUGGAGCAGAAAGCAUGUUUGUAUGUUUCUUCUUAAGUCUGAAGAAACAAAAAAGCUAGAAUGCAGACUUCUAAUCAUUGACUAACCUGUCUAGCAGGAAAUGUAAAACUUGUUUGGACAAGCAGCUUUGUAGGUUUGCGUGGAAAGUUGGGACACGGUGACCUGAUUACAAGAAUCAGGUUAAAUUCUUCUGUUGGAACAUUUAUAGUAAUGGAAAAAAUAGAUAAAUAUUGAUUUUUAAAGAACUGUUACCACAAAAAUCUGGUCAUUCUGUUUUAGCACAGCUCCAACUUUAAGGACAAAAGCUAUGCAGCAUUUUAUAUUUUAACAGGAGAUGAAAUGGAAAGCUUGCAAAAAAAUGGCAAAACAAAGCAUGAAUCAGAUUAAAAGAAAAGAAAAAAAAACAGUUUAACCCAUUAAAAAAGUUAUCCUGUGAA
Molecule: messenger RNA, 2168 nt
Organism: Oryzias melastigma (Indian medaka)
Lineage: Eukaryota; Metazoa; Chordata; Actinopteri; Beloniformes; Adrianichthyidae
Product: cytochrome P450 2K1
Exons: 9
Coding region: 32-1645 (537 amino acids)
Biological process (GO): xenobiotic metabolic process
Cellular component (GO): intracellular membrane-bounded organelle; cytoplasm
Molecular function (GO): iron ion binding; heme binding; oxidoreductase activity, acting on paired donors, with incorporation or reduction of molecular oxygen, reduced flavin or flavoprotein as one donor, and incorporation of one atom of oxygen
Source: RefSeq, a predicted model, not a curated record